Messenger RNA from Striga asiatica, 1698 nucleotides. The record is from the annotation of a GenBank genome assembly. NCBI's taxonomy places the organism in Eukaryota, Viridiplantae, Streptophyta, Magnoliopsida, Lamiales, Orobanchaceae.
AUGGCCUCUCCAAAUCAAUUUUCGCCAUCUGCAUCUACACCAUCCCCUCUCCAACCUCCGACCGCCUCCUCUUCUUUGGAGCUCGAGUCUCUGAUCUCCCAUCCAAAAUUUCAGACGGUCCUCCAGCAAUUUUUGCAAGCCAACCUUUUAACCAUGAAAGCGCCGCCGUCGACAUUACUCCCGAUAGUAGACGGAGUCAACGCCGAGCAGCAAGUGGCCAACUGCAACAUCGCUCCCUCGCCGUCGUUCCAGGGUUCGAAGGCUAAAGGUAAGCUCUGCUCGGUUAAAUCCGAUACCUGUCCAUCGGAGGUAUGUCAGAAUCUGUCGGAUCCGACGGGCAACACCCCCCAAGCUCAAACGCGGUUGAAUGAUAAUGAUGAUGGCGGCGACCCAGUUAUGCUGAACCCUCAGCUGCCAUCUCAAGUGGAUCCAUCCCUUUGGGCCAUCCCUCCUCUCACGGGUCUCUUACGGGCUAAGGGUGGGCUGCCACUUACUAGGCCCAAAUCAGCCUCCAACCUGUCCUCCUACCAAUUUGGGCCGAACCCUUCCCCCCAUACCCAAUCUCAGCCCAUAUCUAACUCUUCAAGCCAAUCUCAACCCGUCACCCCAACAAUUAUUUUCGAACCAAUCCAAUGUUUGGGCCAUCUGAAACCCAAUACAAAACCUUCCCAGCCCACCAAAAUUCUUCCUUUCUCACGGACAGCCUCUCCCAAGCCCGUUAACGCACAAACAAAACAUCCCCAGCAGACAUCCGUCUCCUCCAUCGCUAUCCCAGCUGUCACCAUCAUUCAACCGGCCGACGAAGUUCACCGGCCAAUCGCCGGAGCCGGAGCCUCCCAGCCUACAGUCCACAUUCAAACCGCCACUCGCCAGCAGAUUUCUGACUCCGCCUCCCAACCGACAGACGCCGACCACCUGCUCCACGUCGGCACCUACGCCGGCGCCGACACCACACAGCCCAAUUCCGUACAGACUGCGAUGCACCGCUGCCACGCCGAGUACCAGCUCCGACUCCUUAUGGAGGAGGAUUUCUGGAAGCAGAAGGCGGCCGUUCGCUGGGUGGCAGAGGGCGAGCGGAACACUAGGUUCUUCCAGGGCUUCGUUAGACAGAAGCGUGCUAAGUCGUACAUCCAUAGUAUUGAGGCAGAUGGGUCAUCCCUGACCCAGGAGUCUCAGAUUCGGGAGUCGGCUGUUGCUCACUUCCAGACCCUCUUCACCUCUGACAGAUGGUCCCUCGUUGCCCCGACCCUGUUCGCCGGCGGGCCGCCACCGCCGCCACCUCUGGCGGCAAGCCGCCUGACCUCCCUUCACCUACCUCCCUCUUAUCCGUUCAUGGCCCCGAUCCCGAUUCCUCCUGCAACCCCAUUUCUGCGAAUUCAGCCCACACAAUUGGAGCAAUCUUCCCUCCGAUCUCCUCCUCCUCAACCUACAUCACCGCCGUCGACCACCUGCCUCACGACGGCGCCGGCGCCGUCACUGUGCUUUUGGACACGCCCUCGCCGGUCAUCCCAAUCUCGCCUCUCGAAAACAGCGUCACAGGGAUCCCCUCAGCUGAGCAGCGACCCGUCAGUGGCCACUAUACCAGAUCUGGGUCCUUCUCGAGAUCCAAAUCUGCCCCUUCUAUUGGGUCUUCCCCUAUUAGGCCCAAAAAAACUAACGGGCCACUACUUCAAUCCGCAGCCCACAACAUCAAAGUAA